AUGAAGACUGUUAGAACCAUAUCUUUGCUUGUUUUCUUCAGCUCCAUUAAAUGUCAGACUCUUCAGAGAAGUUUACUAGAUGCAGCCAUGCAGCACUCUAAUAGCCAGAAUUAUCUAGAGGAGAACUUGAGAGCUGUCACUAGUAUUAUGGUUGCACAGUUUCUUCAGAAAUUGACUUAUGAAAAAGUACAAACCAUAGUUAAAGAAUUGCUAGAUCUUGCAGAGAAGUGCAAGAGCCUCAAGCCACAUGAAUCACCUUCAGAAUGUUGUCACCAAUUGAUGACUACCUUCCUAGAGCAUAUUUGCAAUAACCAAGGGUUGGCUGACAGACAUGUGUUUUCUGACUGUUGCAAUACAAAUAACUCAGCAAGACACAAGUGCUUCCUGUCAUACAAAAAGGAUGUUGCAGGUUACAGUGAUAUAUUCCAAAUUUCAAAUCCUGAGCAGAUCUGUGAGAUGGACAAAGAGAAUCAUGUGCCAGUGAAAGAGAAGUACAUUUAUGAAACUUCUAGGAAGCAUCCAUUCUUGUAUGGACCCACUAUUCUGACCAUGUCUGCUUGCUAUGAAACAGCUGUUCGGUCUUGUUGCCAAGAAGACAAUAAGACUGAAUGCUUCCAGAUAAAGCUAGAACCCAUCAGAAAAUACGUUAGAGAAAUAUCUUCGAGGCAUCACCACUUAUGUGAGAUUGGGAUUAAAUUCAACCACAAAGUAGCAAAAGCAGUGGAAUUGGUUCUGUUGACUAAAAAACAACCUAAAGCUAACUUUUCUGAAAUUGCCAAACUGGCCACGGAUAUUAAAAAUCUGCAUCAGAUCUGUUGUGAAGGAAAUACAGUAGGGUGUGUGCUUGGCAGAAGCCAGCUUAUGAACUAUACCUGCUCUAAACAGGCUACACCAUCCAGCAAGAUCACUCCAUGCUGUGAACUGCCAGAACCAUUCCGAGGGGAAUGCAUUAUCAACUCAGAAAAUGACAAACCUGAUCUCUCAUCCCUGCCACUUAGCAGGUUUACAGAAGACCAGUUUGUAUGCAAACAAUUCACUGACAAACAAGAUGACUUCCUACAAGAGUUUCUUUAUGAAUAUUCAAGAAGACAUCCAGAGUUGGCAGUUCCAGUGAUUUUAAGAGUGGAUACAGUAUAUCAAAACUUACUGGGAAAAUGCUGUAAAUUAGAAAAUCCUCUGGAAUGCUAUAGUCAUGGGGAAGAGAUGUUUCAAAGAGUGGUUCGUGAAAGCCAUGAGCAUGUGAAAAAUCAGUGUGAUUUACAUGAGAAAUUAGGAGAUAGUAACUUCCAUGACAGGCUCAUAGUCCUUUAUACUAAGAAAGCCCCACAACUAUCUGCUCAGGAGUUGGUUAUAUUCACGAAGAACAUGGCGGCUGCUGCCACCACAUGUUGCCCACUGAAUGAUGAGCAACAGUUUGUUUGCAUGGAGAACUCGGCAAAGCUAAUUCUUGGAGCUUUAUGCAGAAGACACGAGGCAGAGCCUAUCAAUGCUGGUGUGGGUCACUGCUGUGAUGACUCGUAUGCCUUCAGGAAGCCUUGCUUUGAUGAUCUGCAAGUAGAUGAAACUUACAUUUCUCCACAUUUAUCCUGUGACCAAGUCGUCAACCUUAAUGAGGACUUGUGCAGAGCUCAGGAGGAGGAAUUACAAACUGAAAAGCAAAAGCUUCUCAGCAACCUUGUGAAGCAGGAACCAUAUGCAGCAGAGAUGCAGUUCCAAUCAGUUAUUGUGGAUUUUGCUCACCUGGUGGAGAUGUGCUGUCAAGCAGAGAAAAGUGAAAUGUGUCUCCAAGAAGAGGGGUCCAAACUGAUCAAAAAGUGCCAGUCUCUUUUGGGAGGCUAA
Messenger RNA from Aethalodelphis obliquidens (Pacific white-sided dolphin), 1839 nucleotides. RefSeq names its product alpha-fetoprotein-like. Gene Ontology annotation, biological process: transport. The transcript is spliced from 14 exons. Gene Ontology annotation, molecular function: small molecule binding. Bases 1 to 1839 code for a protein of 612 amino acids. NCBI's taxonomy places the organism in Eukaryota, Metazoa, Chordata, Mammalia, Artiodactyla, Delphinidae. The record is from RefSeq and is a predicted model, not a curated record. Gene Ontology annotation, cellular component: blood microparticle; cytoplasm.